AUGGUGAGGGUUGACUGGAAAGGUGAGGAGUCGACCACCGUUCUAAUCCUGCUUGAGGAAGUACUGAAAAACCUAAGGAUCAAUCUCCUAUUGUUAGACAGGCUUGUCCGGGUAAAUGAUAAAUCAUGCAUAGACAAUCUUCGAAUGGAUAGAAACACAUUUGGUAGAUUAUGUCGUCUUUUGCGUGACCGAGUUGGGUUAAUAGAUCAGAAAUUUGUUACAGUUGAAGAACAAGUAGCUAUGUUUUUAUGCAUUCUAUCCCACCACAAGAAGACACGGAUUGUUGGUCACAACUUCAUGCGUUCUUCACAAACUGUGUCGAAAUAUAUGUAUAUUGUGCUCCGUGGGGUACUUACAUUACACGAGGUGUUUUUAGUGAAACCCGAGCCAGUAGAUGAUGCUUGCACAGACCCACGAUGGACCUGGUUUAAGGGAUGCCUUGGAGCUUUGGAUGGUACGUAUAUCAACGUCAGGGUUCCUAUUGUGGAUAGCCCAAGGUACCGAAAUAGGAAGGGGCAGCACACCAAGGCAAGGAAUGUGAUUGAGCGUGCCUUUGCAGUUCUUAAGAUGCGUUGGGGAAUAUUGCGCAGCCCGAGUUUCUACCCUAUCGAGGUGCAAACCGGGUUGAUCAUUGCUUGCUUCCUGCUGCACAAUUUCAUUCGAGCAAACUUAGAAGUGGAUCCCUGUGAGGAAGACUUGAGUUCUCCUCCGGAUAACGGGGGUACCAGUGACAAUGAAGAACCGGUAGUUCAUACUGUUAAUGUUGUUUCGCCAAUAGCUUUAUGGACGAAGAAGAGGGAUGAUUUGGCGGCUGCAAUGUGGGGGCAAAGAAUGAAUGGGUGA
Salvia splendens (bonfire salvia) is the source of this 843-nucleotide messenger RNA. RefSeq lists its product as uncharacterized. Bases 1 to 843 code for a protein of 280 amino acids. The record is from RefSeq and is a predicted model, not a curated record. The transcript is spliced from 5 exons. NCBI's taxonomy places the organism in Eukaryota, Viridiplantae, Streptophyta, Magnoliopsida, Lamiales, Lamiaceae.